Messenger RNA from Entrophospora candida, 591 nucleotides. The record is from the annotation of a GenBank genome assembly. Lineage: Eukaryota; Fungi; Glomeromycota; Glomeromycetes; Entrophosporales; Entrophosporaceae.
AUGCCAGUUAACACUCCAGAACAACCUCUUGAACUUCACUUGAGACGUAAGAUUCUUUUGGCUUACGACAAUUCAGAGUAUAGCAAGGCAGUAUUUCAAUAUGCCACGGAAAAUAUCUUUAUAGCUAAUAAAGACCACGUAUCUCUUGCCACAGUUGUCGAUGAAGAACAAUCUGCUUGGCUGUUAGCACAUACAUCUAGAGCUCAAAACGCAGAAAAUAUGAAAACGAAUAGACGUUUAUCACUUUCAAAUCAUUCCGAAGCAUCUGAAUUCUUGAAACCUUUAACUGAAGAGUUAUCAUCAAAAGGAGUAAGUGAUCCAAAGGUUCAAUUAAUUAAACUUGCUGAAAAUGCUCACGUAGAUUUAGUAAUAGUCGGUACUAGAGGUCUUGGAGUAUUGAAGAGAAAUCUUUUGGGGAGUGUAUCUGAAUAUGUUGUUCGAAAUUGCGAAUGUUCAGUUCUCGUGGUUAAACAGAAACCAGAAAAGUCUAGAAGUCGUCCUGCCUCCCCAACAGGUGGAACCAGUUUCUCAUCAAAUGCCAGAAAGAGUCUCCAAGCACCAAUUUCUUUACUCAGGACUUUAACAAGAUAA